AUGAAAAACGAUGAAGUAUUCAAUGAAAUUUUUGAUUCCCACAAUAAAAGCCUACUUAAAUUUUGCUUAAUCCACGGAAAAUCAGAAUAUGGAUACAAAGAAGAGUACAAGGAAAAUAUCUUAACAAUUAAUCAAGGCACAUUUCUAAUCCCAAGGAAUAAUCGAGAGUUCCUCCAAUCUACUCAUAAAUUACUUACUCCCCCCCCAUCCUUGAUCGAACGAUUGACUGUAAAAAUUCCUAAAAAUUAGGGAAAUUAACCCACAUCCUUGAUCGAACGAUUUUCAUAUCAUGACAAUUUUUUAUAUAUAAAAAAAUAUAUUAGUUUAUCAAAAGCAUGGGAAGAUGUACAUAAUGAAGUUGUUUUCAGAGCCUUAAGACGACAGAAAGCUGCGGAAUCAACUAUCCGAAGUGAUUUAGUUAUCAAUCUAGGCUUAAAAACUCAAUAAUCUAAUAAAAUAGAGAUUCUUUCAAAUUUUUAAAAAAAAAUUUAAUUUAAUAAGGAAACAAAUUAAAUUUAAUAAGGAACAAAUUAAAAUUUAUACAGUUUAAAGGGAUAACUAAUAAAUCAAAAUAUUAAAAAUUGGUAUUUUAUGAAUUAAUUAAAUUUUUUGCUGUAAAAAUAAUUAUUAAAUACUCUUAACCCUCUUAUUUAAAAGUAAAUAAAAAAAUAUAUAUAUAUAUAUAUUUUUUAUUUUUUAUAUAAAAUUUUUUUCCCGAAAAUUUUUUUUUUAACCCCCAUCCUUGAUCGAACGAUGGCGAGUCGUUCGAUCAAGGAUGGGGGGGGAGUUAAUCUUCAACUAUUUAUAUUCAAACACAAACUAUUUUUAUUAGAAAUAACAGUCUCUGAUUCUCAAUCCACAAUAAGGAAACUGAUUUUUACACACAGUCGAAUAGUCAUCAAAAAUCCUCUUCAGGCAAAACUUCCACAUUCAAUUAUCGAGAGAGGAUUAUGGCAAGACUUAUUUCUUGACAUUGAAUCUCUCUAUAAUCUCUGCUUUCCUAAUAGCACUCUGCAAUAUAUCCAAAUGAUCUCAAUUACAGGGACAUUUAUGCUCAGAAAAAUCAUGUCAACUUAUGAUAAAUCAAUACCUAUCCCAGACCAGCAUCAUUUUUCUGAUUUAUUUACUUUUAAACCUCUAAUGAUAACUUCAUUAACUUAUCCUCACACAAGCAAGCAAAAUCUUUUUGUCGAAAUUUCACCAAGCAGAAUCCUGGAGAAACAUAAAUUAAAUUCCCCAAAUAUGCUUCAAAAAAGAAGUCUGAUUGAGAUGGAAAUAAGUCAAUUAAAAGUUGCGCAUAUGAAAGGAAUUAAUUUAGGAACAAAAAUAUUUUUUACUUCCCGCUCAGUUAGCGAGCAAAAAAAAAUUGUUCACUCACUGAGGGAACUUAAAAAUUAAAAAUUCUCAAUAAUUGGAAAGCAACUAUAAAAUUAAUUUGUAAAAUUUAUGUUUUAAAAUGCAAGCUGUUAAAAAUUAAACAGAAUUAGCAAGAAAUUUCAUCCAUUACAAUUAUCAUUUAUAUAUCAAUUUUUUUUUUUUCAUAAAAAAUUUUUUUGUUCACUCGCCAAGGAUGGGUUUUUGGGGCAAAAAAUAGGGAUUUUUAAAUGGUUUAGUUCUUUCACGAAGGAGAAGUUAGGAAAAAUAAAGCAAAAGCAGAUAUUGAAGAUAAUAGGAAGAAAAAUAGGAAAAUCACCCAUAAUUAUACACGAGAAAGUGAUAUUGAAGAAGAAAUAGAGGAAAAUAUAGAAGUUGACAUGCCAGAAGAGAAUAGGCCAUUUAUUGGAAUAAUUAAUUCUGAAAGUUGUACGGCAAAAGAAUUUUUUAAGCCUCCUGAUUGAUUUUCAGAAAAAUUAUCUUCAGUGAUGAAAAUAAGGCAUUUUACUCCUCCAUUUGUUAAUAUAAAGGAUCUUCAAGGCCAGCAGCUUAUUUAUAACCCAGCCUCUAGAUUUUACGACCAAGAAUGGUAA
Blepharisma stoltei is the source of this 1967-nucleotide messenger RNA. NCBI's taxonomy places the organism in Eukaryota, Ciliophora, Heterotrichea, Heterotrichida, Blepharismidae. The record is from the annotation of a GenBank genome assembly.